ACAAGGAAUAUAUUGCUCGAAAAUACGUUGCUGAUCGCAGUGUAUUCGAGUUUUCGCGGUUAGACUGGUCAUCUUUUUGUUCGUCGCGGCUUGUUCUAUAUACGUACAUAUAGAUCCAUCUCCUUUUUUAUAUUUACCUAUACUACUAUUUAUGCAGCCAGUAUACUCGUCGAGUUUAUUAGAGUUGGUAUCGUGUAGGUACUAUCGAGCGUCGCAGCUUUACGUGCGUUUACGCGAGUUUUAGCUUAAGAAAAUAGCUCUUAGUGUAAGCUUUCGUUGUCGUAGCAUUUAUAAUAUUUAUUUUUGGUAGUGUUCGGAACGUCGUCGUCGACUUUUACAUAGAAUAGAAUCUAGUUGAAGUGGUGUAAAUAUUGAUCACUAGUUGAAUACCUUAUUGCUUUGGUAUGCUAAAUUAUCCUCGGUGCGAAUAAAAAAGAAUCCAGUUAAUUUUUCUUUUUGGCCAUUUAUCAUUUUUUAUUCGAAAAGUGCGAAUAAUAAUUAUGCUUUUGAUCAUUAUUACGAAUUAUUCGGGUUAUAGUGCGAAUCGGAGUGACUAUUUUGACUAGUUUAGAUGCUAGAUAGUGUUUAACUAUAGGUAGUUCAAUAUCUGUGGCAGUUACCUACCCAACUAACAAGACUCAACGUUACCAGUAAUCUGAGAUUUGACCAAAACCGCCAUCAUCGGAGAACCUCGACACAAGCGUAUAGAAAACCAGCCUCAAACAAGACCAGUCAAGGUUUUCCCACCCACCUGCUCGAAUUAACAAAAGCUCGAGACGUACGCGCCCGCCAACCAUGAACCGACCGUCUACGAGCAAAAAACGAUGAAAAUUCAUCGUCCGACGACAUCGUUAGCUAGGUAUUCUUGAUCGUAAUUACCUACGUUAUGGAGGCUCGCCAAUUAUUGAUACCGUCAUCGACACUACGGUAAUCACGUUGGUGGUGGAGGCCUUCCGACAUCAAGAGUGAAUUCCACCGGUGAACGGUACGCGAAGAAAGACAGACAGGGAAUAGCCGAUAGGAGAGAAAAAAACGAGUUUAAGCAGACGAAAAUAAUCCUCUAUUACGACUGAUAAAGAUGAAUAUUCCGACACCUGGUCUGUUUCCCAGUGGUGACAUUAAAAAAGAUGGAUUCGCAUUGUUCGCCAAAUUCGUACGUACCAAAGAUGUGGACGCGAUGGAGGAAAAUUACCAAAAGACAUCCAGACAAGAUAAAAUCAAAUUACAGAAAUGCUUAACGGUACUCGAUCUAACAUCAUUGGGUGUCGGCUCGUGUGUCGGUACUGGAAUGUACCUUGUGUCCGGAUUAGUGGCCCAAACUUACGCUGGACCAGCUGUAGUAUUUUCAUUUGUGAUAGCUGCCGUAGCAUCGAUUCUAUCGGGAGCAUGUUAUGCCGAAUUCGGAGUACGUGUACCUCAUACAACCGGCUCAGCUUACAUGUACAGUUACGUAACAGUAGGAGAGCUGAUCGCUUUCGUGAUUGGUUGGAAUAUGAUUCUAGAAUAUUUAAUUGGUACAGCUGCCUGUGCUUGUGCUCUAAGCGCAUGUUUCAAUUCGCUGACCAAAGGUGCAAUCGACGAAAGUGUGAAAGAUGUGAUCGGCUCAACAUUUGGUCAUACACCAGAUGUGCUGGCGUUUAUCAUAACGUUGUUAAUGAUGGUUGUGCUGGCGUUGGGUGUAAAGAAAAGCUUAAUAUUUAACAACGUGCUGAAUGUGAUCAAUUUCGCAGCUUGGGUGUUCAUAAUGAGCGCCGGCUUGUUUUACGUAAGACUGGAAAAUUGGUCGAAUUUUCUACCUCGAGGAUGGUCAGGGGUUUUCGAAGGAGCUGCUACUUGUUUCUACGCUUUCAUCGGUUUCGAUAUAAUAGCUACGACCGGAGAGGAAGCGCAUAAUCCAAAGAAAUCUAUUCCAUUAGCGAUAAUUCUUAGUUUAGUCAUUAUAUUAAUAGCUUACGUGACUUCUUCCAUGAUGCUAACGUUGAUCAUACCCGUCGACGAAAUAUCAGUGAAUAGCGCCUUGGUCGCCAUGUUUGGUCAAGUAGGAGCUUUCAAAUGCCAGAUCAUCGUUGCUAUCGGAGCAUUGGCUGGUCUCACCGUUAGCAUGUUCGGUUCCAUGUUCCCGAUGCCACGUAUUAUCUAUGCUAUGGCUCAAGAUGGAUUAAUAUUUCGAUACCUCAGCCAACUAUUUCCACUAACUGGAACUCCUUUGAUAGCAACAGCGGUAUCCGGAGUGGCUGCAGCUAUCGCCGCUUUAUUUCUCAAUCUGCAAAUUCUAGUUGAGAUGAUGUCCAUAGGUACACUUCUGGCCUACACAUUGGUAUCAACUUGCGUUCUAAUCCUCCGCUACCAACCACAUUCCACCAACUUGAUGGGCUUGUUACCAGAAACGUUACGGACACCGAUCAAAGGAUCACCCAUCAAAGAACCGAUCGCCAAUGGCCAAAUAAUGUUCGAUAAAGAGCACAACCCCGAGCAAAUAAAAAAAGCAUUGGGUUUACCAACGAGUGGCAGUACGAGUCCAUACCAGAAUCCUGGUCAAAAGACACCAUCGCCGAAUCGCAAAGUAAUCGUUAGACGAAUCACGAGAAGUUCGCCAGAUUCGGAUUCUUACGACGAAGAAACGGAAGAUUACGGUAACGAUAGUCAGCGUUUAGUUACUGAUAAAAGAGAUAAAAAACAUUACGGUACAACUUUGCAUAAAAUUACUCCUGUACCUAAAAGCAUCGAAGAAAAGGUCAGCGAGAGGAUGGAAAACGUGAAAAAACGUUUACAGAUUCUAACGUAUUUGUGUCCAGCUUUGUUUCCUUGGGUUGAUCCGGGUCCGGUAACCGACGAGUCUGGAAAAACCGUGUUAAAAUUUGUAUCACUUUUAUACGUACUGAUAUCGUUUUUCGACGCUAUAAUGGUCUACGCGUCGAGACCUUUUUCAACGUUACUAAAUUUAAUAGUAUUCGCUUUGAUUUGCGCAAUAAUCGCGAUAGUUGGAGCGAUAUCGCGUAAACCACAGAACAAGAAAUCGCUGGUGUUUCUCACACCGGGAGUUCCUUUGGUGCCUGUGAUAGCCAUUAUGGUUAAUAUUUACCUAAUAUUGAACCUAUCUGUUCUAACACUAGUCAGAUUCGUAGUCUGGAUGACGAUAGGUUUCAUAAUAUACUUUUACUACGGUAUAAAAAAUAGCACAUUAGAACAAGAAGAAUCAGCCGAAGACCAAACAAUAGUACCGGCGACCAAUACCACGCCACAGGUUCAAGUAACCCAACAAAAAGUAACCGAGGUAUCGGAAAAGCCGAAGCCAAAAGCUCCAGUACCAGUUGCUAAGAAAGUGGUAAACGAACCAACUCAACCGACCAGGCCGACGACUCUGGACCCGCCGAAAAGUUCCAAUAAAACUGAUCUAUUCGUAUCACCUUCGGCUUUUCCAAAGUGGGACGAUUAAAUGACCUACCUACGUACACGACUUUUACUAUAAUAUUUUACAAUACGUUACCAUUUUUUUUUCUAAUUUUUGAACGCCGGUUACAAAAAAGCGUUUAUUUUUCUGUCAUUCCAUUUGUAAAAAUUUCAAUUGUUCUACCGUAAGCAUUUACAUUUGCAUUUUAAAACCAAUGAUUGUAUCAUUUUUCACCGCUUUGUUUUUAAACAUAGUACAUACGUUGUUAUAGGGCUCUUAGGUAAUUCGUCGUGUUUUCCAUACAAGGCCUAAUGUAUAGCUACCUACCUAUAGAAUUUCCCAUAGAGUUGAGGUUUCUGCCAUGACGAAAGUACAUAAUACAUACUUAUAACCUAUAAGAUGAAAUCGAACAUAUCAUAUCGUUUAAAAUAAAAACAAAAGCGUUACCUCUGUGAAGAUUUUUUCAUUUUUCAAUGUUAUCUCGUUCAUUUUUGUUGUUCUUGUUUUAUAUAUUAACGUAAAUAGGAAUUGAGGAUGUAAAUGUACGUGAAUAUAUAGGUAAAUGUAGAUUUUUUUAUGCUGGAACCAAGUUCGUUUUUUUUUAUGAAUACAGAUGAGCUAUUUUCUCGAAUCACCCGGUAACCUGAACAAGUCAUAAGAUUUGGAAUAAGUACCAACAUUAUAUGAUUUGAAUACGGAUACAGAUCUUGUAAAUUUUAUGUAAGAAUCAUCUAGUCUUAUUUUGUAAAUACUUACCAUUGUGAUAAGAUCAAAUUUUUUCGUUUUUCUAUUCUUCUUCUACCUACAUGUAUUGUCUUCUCGUUUAUGUUUCUUUUACCUGUAAUAUGUUUUCGAAUAUUAGAAUAGAACUAUAUGUUUAUCACUGGUUUAGUAUGUAGCCAUUUUAAAUUCACUCAAGUAGGCUAACGUAUAUUUUGCGAUUCGCAGCAAAGAUGAGUUUUGGGGAACUAAAAACCGUGUAAAAUUGGAUUUCGGAAACACGAAUGAAACGAUCUAAUAAAUAUGAAUAGACGUACUAUCUAUUCUAUGGAUAAUUAAUUCACAUUACCUGAAGCCUGAAUGAUUUUUAUUUCUGAUUGAUUGGCAUAGGUAUAGCUUUUGAUCAUGGAUAAUGAAAACUUCGAAAGAAAAAUGAAUCCGGUUCUGCUAUUAGGGUACAAACAACCAACUCAUAUCAUGAAUCAUUUAGAGCUAAGAGCUGAGGCUGAUUUAAAAUCUCAGUGAACUGAAUCAAAAAUUAAUAAUUUCGAGCUAUUUUCGAGCAUUAAUCAUACCUGAUAACGGUGAAGAUGAAUCAUUGAUAAUUCCAUUGUCCAUUCCUCUCUGAUGGUGGGGUGAGAGAGAAGCAAUUACUUUGGAAACAUGCCGGAACAUGCUGUCUGUAUCCAGCUUUGCAGCAACCUCUUUCCUGGAAAAUUGAAAAAAAAUUUUAGACGAAAACUAACUCAACCAUCCUUCUUUAUGAACUUGAAAAUGAAAUCUGCUUCAACACCCCAAAUCCCCUCAUUUUUGCUUCGAAUUGAUCUUCAAAUAGCUACAUACGUAGCAAUAUUUUUACCUAUUUAUUUAUAGAAUUUUAAACUUAAAUAUUUUACCCUCUUACUUCUCUUUUCCCAACGAAGCGAAAAGUUACAAAUAAUUUUCAGUGAGCGGAUGAAACACACAAUUUGUGAUAAUAUUGUUAUGUGAUUUCAGAUUUGUUUAUUUUAUUUCUUAAUUUCUAUUUUAUAUAUAUUGUAUGGUACUCUAAAAUGGCUACUACUAUGUAUAAUGUGCAUUCUGCAAUAUACUGCAGUUUUCAUAAUUAAAUAUACAUACGUAUUACUGCCAAAAUGCAAUAUCAUCGAUACCUGAAUAAUUAUUAUUUUGUUUUGUCUGCAUUUCUGAGUGAUGAAAAUUUCUCAAAAAAAUGUACCUAUUUAAAGAAUUAGCUUUUGCUGUAUUUUUUUUUCUCAUUCGUAAGUCUCUUCUUUGUUGUAUUAAUUUAUAUUCUACGUUUUACUAUUUUACGAUUAUACCUACCCUAUUUUAGCUAUCAGUAAGUAGCUUUUUUGUUAAGUACUUACUACCUUACCUACCCUAUUACUUACCUACUCCCUUCAUUGUUGAAUUUUUCGAGUUCAUCGUAUUAUUUCCUUCUUUUUUUUUCUCUCAUUUAUUUUUUCUAAAUAUUUUAAAAAUUAAUAUAUUAUUGAAUAGAUAAUACCUAUUAUAUACUUGUUAAUUUAUUCCAUUUAUUAUAUUAUCAAAAGAAUUGUUAUGUUCAUUAAAGUAUAUUCUGUUAUUGAAUUUUAA
Molecule: messenger RNA, 5707 nt
Organism: Planococcus citri (citrus mealybug)
Lineage: Eukaryota; Metazoa; Arthropoda; Insecta; Hemiptera; Pseudococcidae
Product: cationic amino acid transporter 2
Exons: 16
Coding region: 1079-3436 (785 amino acids)
Biological process (GO): transmembrane transport; amino acid transport
Cellular component (GO): plasma membrane
Molecular function (GO): amino acid transmembrane transporter activity
Source: RefSeq, a predicted model, not a curated record